AUGAAGCUAAUUGCUGCAGAGACUCCACAAAAAAAAUUUGCCAUGAGAACAAUUGAGGACUCUCUUAAGGAGCUAGAAGGGCUGCUGCACGGUGGUCGGGUGCUUAGACUGCCAGAUCUGGAUCACAGGUAUACAAUUAUGUCAUAUGAAAACUAUGAACAGAGAAGCGCAGACGUUCCCAGGCAACAGAUCUGCGAUACAAGUCGCCAGCGUGAUAAUGCCUAUAAAGUUGUUCCAGUCACACAUACAACACAUUCGGCUGAUAUCAACAGUGAUUUUAUAACAAAUUACAAAUUGUCUACACCAACACAAGGUUUGACUACCAAUGUUAGAACAAAUCCCACAGUUGAUGUUUUAACUGAAUCUAAACCCAACUAUCAGUACUAUAACAAGCCGACAAAGCUUAAAGCUUCUGUUAAAAGGAAAAAGUCAUUAGCUAUUGUCCCUGCUUGGGUGAAUGUACCUGAAUUCAGUAGAUUUUUCGUUAUAAAAUCAAUCAGCUUAGAUCAUAUCAAGAAAUCUUUUUAUAACAGUAUUUGGUCAUCCACACAUUUCGGUAAUCGAAAGCUGUCACAGGCAUACAAAGAACUAAAGGCAGGCGCAAAGAUUUUCCUCUUCUUCUCAGUCAAUGCAUCCGGCAGAUUUUGUGGUGUAGCAGAGAUGUCAUCUGAUCUUCAGGAUUGUCUAGAUACGUCCUUAUGGGACGACAGCAGCAAAUAUGGGGCGGCAUUCAGAGUACGAUGGGUCCUCGUAAAAGAUCUUAAGAAUGCUCAUCUGAAGAGAUUUCUAAUACCAGAAAAUGAAAUGAAACCAAUUACAAAAUCUAGAGAUACGCAGGAGAUUCCCUUCUAUAUUGGUCAAGCAGUGCUUCAGCUUUUCAAGUCUGACAACACAAAUAUCAAAUGUUUCCUAGAUCAAGACUAUAAUUGA
Messenger RNA from Nakaseomyces glabratus, 930 nucleotides. RefSeq names its product mRNA-binding phosphate metabolism regulator (gene PHO92). Gene Ontology annotation, molecular function: mRNA binding; N6-methyladenosine-containing RNA reader activity. Lineage: Eukaryota; Fungi; Ascomycota; Saccharomycetes; Saccharomycetales; Saccharomycetaceae. The record is from RefSeq and is a predicted model, not a curated record. Gene Ontology annotation, biological process: mRNA destabilization. Gene Ontology annotation, cellular component: cytoplasm.